AUGGCAGCAUCCCUUCCUUCGAAGGAUGAUGCAGGUUGCGUCAUUUUACUUACCCUCGGACUUAUCCUUGCAAUUAUUCCCGUUUUGGAACACGGAAAUGCAAUCAGCCCUUUCAGUUGGUACCCGCGUGAUAACUUUGACUACAUAAUGGAGAAAAUGAGUCGUGCAAACCCGAAUAACUGCAAGUACUUGUCCGAGGCUGAUCUCACACUACCCGCCACUACAAUCAGCCAAAUGCCCAAGUACAAUCACAUUCCGCUUCAAGUCUGGUAUUCAAAUCGCUCGAAACUUCUGCAUCUGCACAACCUGGCUCUCAACAGGGCCUUCUUUUAUUCCUUCAUUCUACAACGUCUAAAUGACACUAGAACGGGACCAGCCCUGUUGCCUUCGCACAUUUACUACUACUUUGCUGGAGCAGCCGACAUUUCAUCGGGUCCCAAUGCUGUCAACACGAGCGGGAUCUACAUGGACACGAACUGCUCCUAUGCCAGCUGGUAUGUGUCGGACAGUGUCAAUACCACGUUCCCUUUGUUUGCUCCUGUCACACGUCGGUUAGACAACUGGAAUGACGAGACGAACAUUCUGCGGAUUCCAACUAAUGAUACAAUCGAGCUCACAGACAUGGGUGCUGGUCCAUUCAACAACUACACAGCGCCCUGGUACAAGAAUAACCCCUACAUCCACGACACGGAGAUGGGCAUUGCGUUCAUUCCGGACCAUCGUGGCACGGCAAUCGGCAAGAACCAGUACGCCACACAGACCCGACUGGCGGACAUCAACGGGAACCCCAUUGAGAGGAUCGAGGCGUUCAACUUCUUUGGGCCGAACGCACCGGGCAUUAAGGAGACCUUCCUGCCGGUCAGGUUCACUCGACCCUACUACGACUGCGGCCACAGCAAUCGGUGGAUUGUGAGCGCGGUGUCUGCCCUCUCUGACUACAUGCCACGCUACUCCCCUAUCGAUCGUCUGAGGGGACCAAGAAUGGUUGGUGUUACUGUCACCAGUAUGGAUUUCCUGCGAAUCGACUUCAAUCCCUGCCCACCGAGCCUGGGAAAUCCGGAUUAUUUUUUGGCUGGCACUGCCCGCUGCAAGCCCACCACCAUGUGCGUUCCACUAUCGGGCUUCGGGUUCGCCAGGGGUGGAUACGAGUGUGUUUGUCAGCCGGGCUAUCGUCUUCCAAUGCAACAAAACGGGCCGUUUCGUGGAAUAGACAUCGAGCAGGCAACCGAACUGGAAUACCAAAAUGGAUUCGACUGCCUCCCCAUCGGCUGGCGCGAAGUUGUGCCCCACGAAAUCGCCAAAGAUCGGCACUUGCAGGAGGGUGGAAUGGACCAGCUGCCGCAACAACGACCCAGACGAAGUUCUCUAGAAAAUGCCACACAGCCGCCGUGGUAUAAACGACCGCUUGAGUUGGCCAAGUCAUCUUCGGUAUAUGCGGCGUCGCUUGUUGCGUCGACACUAAGACGUUUCGGUGUUCUGAAACGCCAGGAUGACCAGCCCCUGAACGACAUAUUCCAUAAAGUGGACGAUACUGCGGGAUUCCGAGACGCACAACCAACAGAGCCACCGUCCAGCGUCAGAGCGCAUUAUCGUGGCGUGAAUGCGACCUGCACAGUUCCUGGGAUUGCAAACAACGUGUCCUACUGUCCAGCCGAGGAAAUUCCCGUCCAGAGAAAGCGCAGAGACAUCGACAUUCCCUUCUACUACGUCGGCGAUGGUUACACCUUCAAUCAAGAAGCCUACGACGAGGUAAGCCUGCUCGACAUCCACCUCUCUCUUUGGUCAAUCUGUGACACCGCAAACGGCGCAGGCGUUUUCAGUGAAUUUGUCGGUCUUUCCCCAAUAGGAGUUGGCGUGCAGGAGGGUCACAAAGUGACAUUCGAUGCAAUGUCUCCCUUACAGGCUAUCCGACUCAUCGCCUCCAUUGACAACGUCACUACGGAGAACUGCGCGUCAAUGACGUCCAAGCAGCUGCAGAUGCCGUCGGGUGUGAGUUACGGCGCGGAGGCGCAGUUCGAGAUGGAGGGGCGGGUGGCGCUGCGUCUGGCGCACUUCCUCUCCGCCUACUACCAGAACAACAUCGUCGGCGAACUCUACGGCAACCUUAGGGUGCGUGGGUUGUCUUGUGUAUGCACAUUAAGACACCACAAGAUAAUAUCAGGUUUAUUUUCUCCGAGGCUAGAGUUUUGUUUAGAACACAAACACAACAUUUUAACUGGGCGACACUUGAGGGAUUGCGUGGUCCACUUAACAUCUCUCCAAUCUCCUGUAGAGAUAAGUAACCGCAAUCCCAUUCCAUCAGGUGCAUGA
Messenger RNA from Mesocestoides corti, 2310 nucleotides. The record is from the annotation of a GenBank genome assembly. NCBI's taxonomy places the organism in Eukaryota, Metazoa, Platyhelminthes, Cestoda, Cyclophyllidea, Mesocestoididae.